AUGAUGACUCAGCACCCGUGUCGAUGCCUAAGGCAUCAACACCACACCACCCGCAAAAUCCUAGAGGCACUUCUCACCUCCCCUUCCCGUCUCCAUCCACACCUCUCCCCUCACCAUUGUUACUGUCCGGUCCACCGUGGUCAACUUCUGAAAAUGUCGUCCCUAUCCAUCUUCCGCGUGGCGACCCGCGCCGUUCGCCCUACCGGCUUCUUUAGAGCUCCCCAAUUGGCCCGGUCCCGGAUGCAGUCCCCGGUCACUCUGGCCGCCGCCCGCGCCAGCAACUUCGGUACCACCUCUAUCCGCCGCUCCGGCCACGAGGAUGAGACAUACGAGGAGUUCUCUGCCAGAUUCGAGAAGGAAUUUGAUGGUGUGCAGGACGUUUUCGAGCUCCAGCGCAACCUGAACAACUGCUUCGCUUACGAUCUCGUUCCCUCCGUUGAGGUCCUCACUGCCGCCCUCAAGGCCGCCCGCCGUGUUAACGACUUCCCCACCGCUGUUCGCGUUUUCGAGGGCGUCAAGGCCAAGGUCGAGAACCCCGACCAGUACAAGCAAUACCUCGAGUCCCUCGAGAGCCUGCGUGUCGAGCUUGGUGUCGCUCUCCGGGAGGAGCUCUACCCCCAGGAGGCGUAA
This is a messenger RNA of Penicillium vulpinum, 630 nucleotides long. RefSeq names its product cytochrome c oxidase subunit VI. Gene Ontology annotation, biological process: mitochondrial electron transport, cytochrome c to oxygen. Gene Ontology annotation, cellular component: mitochondrial inner membrane. NCBI's taxonomy places the organism in Eukaryota, Fungi, Ascomycota, Eurotiomycetes, Eurotiales, Aspergillaceae. The record is from RefSeq and is a predicted model, not a curated record. The transcript is spliced from 4 exons. The coding region runs from base 1 to 630 and encodes 209 amino acids.